Messenger RNA from Paracoccidioides brasiliensis Pb18, 1479 nucleotides. RefSeq lists its product as uncharacterized. The coding region runs from base 1 to 1479 and encodes 492 amino acids. The transcript has 3 exons. The record is from RefSeq and is a predicted model, not a curated record.
AUGCCUCCACUUCCUGGCGAAGAAUGUCUAGUCACCGUCUUUGUUGACGUUCACUACUACUUCUCCGCUCCUUCACCGCGGCCUGCGCACCAUCGCUUCGACAAGGGAUCUUACCUCUACGUCUACCAUGAUGCCGUGCAGCAUAAAGCAGCGAGGAUUGAAAUCGCAAAUUAUCCUGGAAUGCCAGAGCAGGAUGCCUUUUGUGGAUCUUUGGGUGAUGCUCAUUUGCACAACUCGGAUAAAUUCCCCACACUUUACACUUUGACUGUGGAUGAUCCUCGACAGAGCAUAUACGGGUCGCCUCCGCCUUCAAGCGCUGACCGGAAUGAAUGGCUAUUGGCCCACGUUGACCCUCGCGAUGGAAGCAGAGCAGUUCUCCGACUACACACCCUGGAUCUCUACUUUUGGACUUCAAAUGAUGCUGCUCUAUUUUCCGAAGCUGUCCGGAAAGCCCGGUCUCCUCCACCACUCAACACUUUCCCCGUUUCCGAAGCCCCGGGGCAGGAUCCUGCAGUGAGCCCUGUGGUGCGACAACUGGAAAAUGUAGCGAUAACUGAUCCUGCUUACCACAAUGGCCAGACUAGAAACUCCCGAUCUGAGUCUCCCCAGCUACAACAACCAGCUCCGCAGCAAGGGGUCCCAGGUUUCGCACCUCGACCCAUCCAAUUAGCGGUCUCAUCAGAACCGGUCAGCCCCCUAGCAACCCCCGCGCCACCUGCCUCCAAACCAGAGGAACUACAAGUAAAUUAUGCUCCCCUGGCGUAUAAUCCCGCUGCCCCUGCGGCUCCAGAGCCCAUUAAGUUGCGUGAGGAAACACCGCCGCCCCUGGACGCCGCGUCCGGAACAGGACUUGCUGCCGCUGUCAUUUCAGAUCAUGGCCAAUCAUUCCCUCCUGCCCGUCCCCCUAUGUCUCCUGGGUUUCCUCCUCACCCGCCCGGCCAAAUUCCGGGAUAUGGUGGACAGUACGGAUCACAACCCCCAACUGCCGGUCUGACUCACACGCCAUCGACCUCGUCUCACGCUUCUAGACAUAAUCCGACCGCAAGCAUGUCCUACGUUUCCCCUCCCGUCGCUACCCACGCACCACCGCCACCAGUCACUCCAGGCGCUGUACCAUACUCACAACCACAACAACCAGCAGCAGAUCCAAAUGCUCAUUUAUGGAGACAGCAGAAUUUCGGUGGACCACAUCCCGCGUCGCCGCACCAUUCUCAAACUCAGCAUUACCAGGCCGGUUAUGCAGGCCAAGCUCCUCCGCCUCCCCAGCCUCCAAUAGGCAGGUACUCGCACUACUCGUAUGGCCAGUCACAGCAACAGCAACAGCAACUUCCACCUGGUGGAACUGUAUACGACAUCCAUCACCAGGUGUAUCGGCCAACUGAGUCUGAAGCCGCGGCGCCUUAUGCCAAACAGCCUCAGAGACAGUCCGGGAUUGGCAGGGGGGUAGGCAAGCUUUUGAAGAAACUGGAGAAGUUUUAA